UUCUUUAUGAGUAUAUGAUAAUACACAAAUAAACAAGAUCCUUUCUUCCUCCUCGCAGAGUCUUCAGGGCCGGCUCCCUAUUACUUCCAUUUACCAUUUGGCCAUACAAAGGUACAACAUACAUGCAAAAAGCUGGACUUCUCUCCUAACCUUGGCAUCAUCUUCUCAUAUAUCCACCCACAUACCAAUAUCACGAAACCCUCACAAUGUCCCAAGAGAAACAGCCCAUCGAACUGUCGAAGCGGACUCGAAGUCCCUCACCAGCACCAACCUACCGUUCAACUCUGGAACCCAAAGAUGAUGUAUUCACUCCAUCCUCUUCCUCCAAAACCCCCCUCGACCAUCUAUCAUACGCCCUCGACAGCAAACAUCAUCACCACCAAGACUACAAAGAAAAAGAACACGAUCACACAUUCACCCCCACCGCCGAACCCUUCGACAAAUCCCACCCACACUACGCCCCUCCCAAAUCCCCUCCCCCUCCCCCAUCACCACCCUUCCCAUCUCCAUCUCCUCCCAAACGCUCCCGCACCCCCCGCCUCGCCCCCUGGAUCCCCUGGCUCCUAACCCUCAUCUUCUUCCUCACAACCCUCUGGUUCAUCUCCAUAGCCCUCGGCUCGCGUCUCCUAAUCCACAUCCUACAGCCCUCGUCAUCGCCCAUCGGCGCCGCCGAGAUCAACAUCCAGAUCAACGGCGUCGACUUCUCGCGCGAUCCGAGGGUCUCUAUGUCUGUCGUUACGUUGGCGCCCACGCCUACGACGACGGCGACACGUGGAGUAGGGGGGCAAGAGAAUGGGAAUCCGGGUACGACGGCUGCGCCGGCGCUCACGCCGCCAGAUGCAACGCCGGAUGGGCCGAGUGUUAGCAAGGCGCCGCAGAGGAAGAAGGACGCUCAUGAGAGGAGGGGCCCGAAGGAGAAGUUCUGGAGUAGGGUUGUGCAGGAGCGGGUUGCGAGGCCGCGGGAAACGGGUGCGGUUGAGGGGCGAGAGGAAAGGGAGGCGAGGGGGUGGAAGAGGGGAGGGGAGAUGUCGGGGGUUGUGGUUGUGGAUGGGGUGGCUGGAGGGGAGGGAGGAGUGGAGAGGAAGGAUGUCGUGCAGGCGAAGAGGAGGCUUUGUGGGAAGAGAUUUAGAUGUUCUCACUGAAAAAGUGCUGUGAAUGGACUCUCAGGCAUUGGUUUUCUUAUGUCACUGGGUAUGGUGCUAGUAUGAUUUCCGGAACUCCUUUACUACAUGUCUCUCAUGAACGGUAUGUAGCUGAAUGUCGAACUUGAUGAUUUAUGAACCCAGCACCGAUAUAGCUAUCAAAUACAUUUUAUGUCCAAAUUAUGGCUGCAAUGCACAAUCCCUCUCGUGGUAGCUUUAGUUGAUCAAUUUUCCCACGUCAGUCCCGAGAAUCUUUC
Aaosphaeria arxii CBS 175.79 is the source of this 1399-nucleotide messenger RNA. RefSeq lists its product as uncharacterized. NCBI's taxonomy places the organism in Eukaryota, Fungi, Ascomycota, Dothideomycetes, Pleosporales. Bases 207 to 1142 code for a protein of 311 amino acids. The transcript has a single exon. The record is from RefSeq and is a predicted model, not a curated record.